Molecule: messenger RNA, 8802 nt
Organism: Coregonus clupeaformis (lake whitefish)
Lineage: Eukaryota; Metazoa; Chordata; Actinopteri; Salmoniformes; Salmonidae
Gene: oga
Product: O-GlcNAcase
Exons: 18
Coding region: 534-3296 (920 amino acids)
Biological process (GO): glycoprotein metabolic process
Molecular function (GO): beta-N-acetylglucosaminidase activity
Source: RefSeq, a predicted model, not a curated record
GGUGUAAACAGGAAGAAGCUGCGAAAACCAGGGAAAAUCUAGAAGACGACUAGAUAUUCAACGGAAAUAAUCAUAACGUUCAUUGAUUAAUCGUGAUUAUAUUAUUUUAGCGCACGAGUAUGUCAACAAAUACAAUAUUAUAUGAUAUUUAUUCUGAAUGAAGUAUUUUAGCACAGUGGUACACGACGAUAGUCAGCAUUGCCAGCAACGUUACGUUAGCUAGUCAAAUUUUUUUUGACAGAUUGGCAACUAACUGAAGCUAGUAGCUGUCGUUUCGUUUUACUAGAAAAUUGUUUGCAAGAACCUAAUUUGGACAGACAAGUCGAGCAAUAUUUUUGCACACUGCGGCCUGUGAACAACGCCGGGGAUUGUCAGUAAACUAACGUUACACGUUAGUAAACUACACGGUGUAUUUCCCCUCUCCUUUCAAGUCCUCGCGAUGGCCUGCUAACCUCCUAUUGUCGGAGUUUCAGGUCAGACUCCCCUCUUGUUCAAACAAGUUUUUUUUUUUUUACAACAGACAGUCUAUAGAAAUGGUUCAGAAAGGUAAGCCGGUGGUGGGGACGUCUCAAGUGGAGGUUGAGGCGAGCCCAAACUCGGGGCCGUCUGAGGCUGGUUCCGAAGCCCCUGGCUCAGUGGAAGAAACGAGAAGCAUCGGGGUGGAACUAUCGGGCCGCAGGAAAUUCAUCAGUGGAGUCGUGGAGGGCUUCUACGGCCGGCCAUGGACAAUGGAACAAAGGAAAGAGCUGUUCAGGAGACAGCAGAAAUGGGGCUUGAACACAUACCUCUACGCUCCUAAAGAUGACUACAAACACAGGAUGUUCUGGAGAGAGAUGUACUCAGUAGAAGAAGCAGAACAACUGAUGACCCUGAUCAGUGCUGCAAAGGAGUAUGGGACCGAGUUCAUCUAUGCCAUCUCCCCGGGCCUAGACAUCACCUUCUCUAACCAGAAAGAAGUGUCCACACUCAAGAGGAAACUGGACCAGGUGACUCACUUUGGCUGCAAGUCAUUUGCCUUACUGUUUGACGACAUCGACCACAACAUGUGCCCCGCCGACAAGGAAGUGUUCAGCUCCUUUGCCCAUGCCCAGGUGUCUAUCACCAACGAGAUCUUUCAGUACCUGGGAGAGCCUGAGACCUUCCUAUUCUGCCCCACAGAGUACUGUGGAACGUUCUGCUACCCCAAUGUGGCCCAGUCCCCCUACCUGCACACAGUGGGCGAGAAGCUGCUGCCUGGUAUUGAAGUGCUGUGGACGGGUCCUAAGGUGGUAUCCAAAGACAUCACAGUGGAGUCCAUAGAGGAGGUCUCUAAGAUCCUGAAGAGAGCUCCGGUAAUCUGGGACAACAUCCAUGCCAACGACUACGACCAGAAACGUCUGUUCCUGGGGCCGUACAAGGGGCGCUCCACGGAGCUCAUCCCCCGCCUCAAGGGGGUUCUCACCAACCCCAACUGUGAGUUUGAGUCCAACUUCGUGGCCAUCCACACCCUGGCCACCUGGUACAAGUCCAACAUGAAUGGAGUGCGCAAGGAUGUCGCCAUGACGGAUGGAGAGGACAGUACCGUGUCUAUCCAGAUCAAGCUGGAGAAUGAGGGCAGUGAUGAGGAGUUAGAGACAGACAUGUUGUACAGCCCUCAGCUGGCCCUGAAACUGGCCCUCACAGAGUGGCUGGGGGAGUUUCUAGUGCCUCACCAGUACAACAGUCGCCAGGUACCCCACAGCGGAGCUAAGUGUUCAGCUAUUGACGUGUUAUCACUAGGUGCCUCCUCCCUCUGCUCUGCUACUACAGUCACUACAGUGUUCCAACAGCCCAUCAUGGCCCCUACAGGCGCCCCCGACCCCAACAACCACCCCAUGGCCAAGAGACUGCAACAACAAGAGGUGGAGGAGGUGGAUGUUGAGAAGAAGGAGUCAGACGAAGAGCCCAUGGAGAUGGUUGUGGAGAAACCAGAGGAGACGGACCCAGAGUCAGACCCUCUAGCAGAGGCUGCAACUGAGACCAAGAGCAGCCUGGUCCUCAUAGACAAGAUGGCAGAGGAUCUGAAGCCCAUGGACACAGACAGGGAGGUCCUGGUUCCUGAGUCCAAGUCUCCAGAGGAGGACAUUGACAUGGCCCCCAUGCAGACAGACGAACAGCUCAAACAGGAUGUCUUUGUGCCUGGUCCCAAUGAGAAGGCAUUGUACACGGCAGAGCCUCUCUCUCUGGAGGACCUGACCCUACUGGCUGAGCUCUUCUACCUGCCCUAUGAAUACGGACCCAAGGCCCUGCACAUGCUCAAGGAGUUCAACUGGCUACGGGCCAAUAGCAGCACCGUCAGCGUCAACUGCGAGGGCAAGGAGCCAGAGAAGGUUGCGGAGUGGAAGUCCCGGGCGGAGAAGUUUGAGGAGAUGUGUUGCUCGGUCAUCCAGAUGUUCACCAGGCUGUCUAACUCAGCCAACCGCACCAUCCUCUACGAUCUCUACCCCUACAUCUGGGACAUCAAGAGCAUCACUUCCAUGGUCAAGUCCUUUGUCCAGUGGCUAGGGUGCCGUAGUCAGGCCACUGCACAGUUCCUUAGUGGAGACCAAGAGCCUUGGGCCUUUAGGGGCGGUCUAGCAGGAGAGUUCCAGAGAUUGUUGCCAAUCGACGGGGCAAACGAUCUUUUCUUCCAGCCUCCUCCCGCACUGCCAACAUCCAAAAUCUAUUCCAUCAGGCCCUACUAUGCUAAAGAUGAGCAUGCGGUUUAUAAGAUCUGCAGAGAGAUGUACUCUGAAGGAGUGGAGGAACUGCCCUUCUCUGGAGAGGAGCCAGACCUCAUAGGAGACAGGUUAGUAGGAGGGUUUCUGAACCUGAGUCCAGACUAUGGGUUUGUCCUGGAGGACGAGGAGGGGAUAUGUGGUUACGCUCUGGGCACUGUGGACGUCAAGCCCUUUGUCAAGAAGUGUAAGAUGAGCUGGAUACCCUCCAUGCAGGAGAAAUACAACAAGCCCGACUGCCAGAAGGACCUCUCUGAAGCCGAGAAGAUGAUGUUGAGUUUCCAUGAGGAGGAGGAGGGCCUCCCAGAGUCGUUCCUCUCCAACUUCCCGUCCCUCAUCAAAGUGGACAUCCAUGCCAAGGUCACCGACCCCAGCGUGGCCAAGAGCAUGAUGGGGUGCCUGCUCUCCUCCCUCAAGGCCAAUGGUUCCAUUGGUGCGUUCUGUGAGGUGCGUCAGGCAGACAAGAGGAUGAUAGACUUCUACAGUAAGCUUGGCUGCUUCGAGGUCGCCAAGAUGGAAGGCUUCCCCAAAGACAUCAUCAUCAUGGGCCGCAGCCUCUAAGAACAACUACGACAUCAUCAACACGGGACGCAUCUUCUGAGACAGUUAGCCUGGCUAACCAAGCAACCAUGGAGCUGUAUAGAGAGCUUAAGUCAGCCAGGCUAAGGAUCACUGUCUGACUGUCUGUUACCUUUACAAAACAACCAAUACUUGACGAUUUUAUACUUCAACCACCUGGACUAGACAAGGCUAGAGGCAGCCUGUUUUUAGACAGUGUUCAGAAACAUGGCAUCUUGUACAGAUUCACUGUGCUGCCCUUAGAGGCCCAGAGCUCUGCCGGAUUGAAACAGAAUCCGAAACUGUAAGAGCCACAGAGGUCAUCUGCAGCCCUGUAAAGCCCUGUGUGUGUUGAUUUGAGCCAAGAUGGCGGACGGUUUCCUUCUGUAUUUGGUCUCCAGAGUGGAGUCGGUGGUGACUGUUCCCCGUACGGCUGCAGGAAGUAGGAGCUGGUCAGGUGCCAUCCACUUCCAUUAGCCUUUCAGACCAUUCGACUUGACUGUCAGUAGCCCCGAGUGGGGGUCUGUCUGCGUCUCACACAGACACAGUCAGGGGGUGUAUUUAGAUAUUACUUCAUCUGAAAUGGCACCCUAUUCCCCAUGUAACACAUUACUUUUGUCUGAAAAAGGUAGUGCAGUGUAGAGAGAAUAGGGAGUGAUUUGAGACUUGGUAGUAGGUCCUGACACUGCACCCUAGUAUAGGCCUAGCUGACAGGGGUGCUGGUUGGGGAAAAGGGGCCUUUUAAAGUAUAUUACCGUUUUCUCGUGCACCACCUCUUCAAACAGGUGGUCCUCCUAGCUAACAGAGUGGAGAGUGGUUUAUGAUUCCACCUAUACUGUAGAGUUUUCCAGUGCAUCCAUUUCACUCUUGAGUUUGAAAAACCAAUUGUCUCAUUGUGGUGUGUUACAGAUUCCUCAAUAGUUUACCUAAACGGUGACAAACAUGCAGAGGAAAUCAUAUGUUUGAGUGUUCGAGGAAACUUCUGAAGACUAGUAGUAACAAGAGUUGUUUUCUGGAAACCCACCUGAGUAGGAAUGGAUAACCUUGAAGAGAGAGAAAGGAAUAUGUGGAAGUGGUCACUUCUGUUAUGGUUCUCAGUCUAUUCCCUUAACCCUUUGCUUUUGGCCAUGCUUUUUUACUAGGGAUGUAGCGAUUUACCGAUACGCAUUGGUCUCCAUUUAAAAUGUUUGAAGAUAUAAGUGCACCGGUCCGCGGACCCCAAACCGAUCCAAAUGUAGCAUACAUCGGUCAGAAAAUCAAUUUAAAUGUUACGAAUCGCCGGUUCACCAACAUCUUUUGCUCAUAUUACAUUAUUUCUACCUUCCAAAAAUACUUCUAAACUUUUGUGACAACUGAUGCGUCCUCUUUCCUUCCGUGUCGAACUGCAUGUAACUGUUGACAGUCAUUGAUCUACAAGUCAUUUUGCAUGCCGAACAACCCCAGGCAAUAUCAGUAGCCUAGUCAAACUGAUACACUUUACAGACAGACUUUACGGUAUGUUGCCUGUAAAAAAAAAAAAAAAAAAAUACAGGCAAUGUUUUUUAGAGCCCAAUUCAUACAGUCACAUUUUUACCACAUUCUUGCCAGGAUAAGCCUUUUUUUAAUAUCUCCCGUGCACAUGUCUGCAAGUGUAGGAGUGAGAGUAGACGUGGGCCAAUGUGGGUAAUAAAUCAAUUGAAUAUACACCAUCACAAAUAAAUCCAUUAUUAAUUAGUUUUAGGCACGAUCUAAGAAACAUAAGACUCAUUUUGUCCCCCAAAAUAAUAGAAUGCCAUAUUUUGAGAUCAAUUAUGUUACUGGUCUCUGCAGCCUAUAUGGCUGCGGCAUCCACAUGAAAUACAUUUUUAUUUUGUUAAUUAAACAGACAGGACAUACUUAGGCUACCCGGAUCAGUCGACACACAUUUUAUAGUAGGCUAAGAAUAUAAUUAAAUAUAACAGAAUAAAAUACAACAAAUAUAUUUCCCACACAACUUGCGUCACGGCAAUGUGUGGAACCGAUGUCAUAUAAAAAAGUGAUAUUUUGAAACAGCCCAGGGCAAGCCCAUGUUUUUUUGAUCCACGUUUCAUCUCUUUCCUACCCUCACUCUGCUUUGUUAGGGAGCAGGCAUAGGGUCUUACAUUGAGAGUAUCUUCAUCAUGAUACCGAUAGAAAAUAAUAGGAAUCUAUAUUAUUUUCUAUAGGAAUCGAAACGGUGCUGAAAUAGUUGACCACACGCAGGUAGGCUAUUGCGUCAAUCAAAUGUAUUAUAACAAUUGGAUGACUUUGGGAGUUUCAGUAAGCAACAAUUUGAUGCCUUCAAUUGGAUUAGCCUACUUUAUUCCAAUAUUUGUGUCAUUCAGUGAUAUUUACUCCCACGGUAAUUCUUUUUGGAUCCAUCCAGUAGUAGUUAAGAAAACAGUGCAUGUGGUGGGCUAUUCGAAGAUGGGUGAAGUGACAUGUCUCGCAAAGUUUAGAACUGCCAGGAUGAGAGUAGUAACGGGCGCUGCCUAGCAACCAUCAAUAACUUAAGAGCGUGCCAAUGCCGCCUCAGCAUUACGGCUACAUUUCAUACUAAGCUGUAGGCAGAACUUUACCACAAUCAAGUCUCCGGGAAUACCUUUCAUAUAUAAAGAGAAGUCUGCAAAAAGUUGGCGGGAUGCUAAAGUUAGCUGAAAAAACGUAUUGGUUUGAAAGGUGUAUGAGAAGGGUGCAAUUGCGGCCCGCAAUUCGAGGCGUUCCUGCAUGUGGGCAUUCCUGCAUCUGCAUAUUCAGGAAAGGAAUGCCCACAUUCAGGAAAGCCCGGAAUUGCGGGCCGCAUUCACACACUGCGCACAGUGUCCAGCUUCGCGCGCUGACCAACACAAGGUAGGCGGCCUGUUCCUGCACUUGCAUAUCUGUGCGGCACCUUCAGCAUUUAAAUGCUAAAAUGGCUUGCUUGAUAUUAGGCUUUAUUAGUUGAGUGACAACCUAUGUAAUUUGCUAGGUUAUUGUUAUCUAUGUGCUGUUGAAAAUUGUGUUUUACUGGAGGAGACAACUCUCUUCUGCCUAUACCUGCAGAACAGGGUUUACAAUAUGUUUUGAUUGUUCAGGUUCACCAUCAGCAAUAGUUUGGUAGUUUUACUUUAAGCAAUCAGUGUAUAUGGUCAUUUUUAGAUAUACAGGGUAAAGUUGAUCAUUUCAUAACGAGGACACCAAUCACCUUUGGGAGGCGCACUGCAUGGUCGAAGCGAGAGGAUAACAUCACUCCAUAACUUCCGAACAGUAAAAACUAUUCAAUUUUGAAAAAGGUUGUGCUAUAUAUUCAUUGCCUAUGUCAUAGCUAAUUUGUAAACAAUUAGCUAUGACUAAUUUUGUAAACAAUAAAUAUUGAUACAUUACUAGCACUAACACUUAAUCUGCAUUAGUGGGUGUUGGUGAUUUCAGAAUCAAAGUGGGGGGACAAAAAACAUAUGCUACAUUGCCCCCCCAAUCUGAUAGUUGUAGUAGGGUGGUAGAUGCCUAGUCUCCCUUAUGGCUCAGCUCAGGUGCCUGCAUAGUACAUACACCGCAUAGAAAUACAUCAUUUACACGAACACACACACACGGAGAAGUCAGCUCGGACAGUUCCAGCUCAGAGAGGCCCAGCUCAUGAGCUCCAUCAGCAGCAGAUUUUAAUUCAGAAUGGAAAAUGAAUGUGUUUAUGCAACAAAUGUUAGUGCAUCGCAUCGAACCGAAUCGCAUCGAUUCGUUCUCUAAUCAAACCGAAUCGCACCGAAUCGUUUCAAACUAAAACGUAUCGUUCCUGUAUCGUAUCUAGAUACGUAUAGAAUCGUUUUGGAAAGGAAAGAUGUACGUCCCUAUUCUUUACAGUAUGUUUAUAUAUUGCUUUUAUAUUGCGUUUUGGUUCAUUGCCUUUCUAUAUGAUUUUUCUACCUGUGGAUAUCUCCAAGGGGCCUAUUGCCCUGUACUGUAGAUCACAGGUGAUUCUCAUGCACUCUUGUCUACUGUCAAUCCACCUUCCACCUGACAAAUACACAAGGGGACUUGAGAAUGGGUGGGUUCAUUUUAGCUUGCUUGGUGCCCAGGGUGGGCUGUUUUGACAUUUUAUUUAGCAUGGAAUAGUCUAAAAAGGCAAACUCCGACCUCCCAGUACCCCAGGAGAGCUAAAAACGAACGCACCUUAACUCAAGGGUGGGCCAUCUGCUCUGAAAUGUCUCUAGAUUCAGUCAAAAAUCCAGUGCUCUGGCUAUUAAACCAAGAGAGAUUAACCUUAUCUUAAUGUUAGAAAACGUGAAAAUACGACAAAAUAGUUUGCAGAUGCUUCAGCACUCCCGCUAUAAUACAGCUGCUCUAUUUCUCAACUUCCCGCAAUGUGCUGAGGAAUGCUAACCACUAACCUGAAUCUUAUCCAGGACAGAACGUUCAGUUAGAAAUAUACUGUGUAGGACAGACGCAAUUACCUGCCAAGCAGAAUGAGGAACCAUGUCGGCUCUGUACCCCACAUUUCUAUCUGCAACGUCCUACAACAUUGCACCCACUUGAAUACCAUUGCUGCCCUUCUCCCGGUUAGGGUUGUUAAGCUAGAGUGGCACUAACUGACUACCUUCACUGGCCCUGGCCGUGCCAAGAGAGAAAUGGAGGGGGCGAUAUACUAUACCUAGGCCUUUUGUAUCUACGUAUGUGUUAAAUGUUUUAUACUCCAAACGUGUUUCUCAUUUUGCUGUUUUUGUUAAUGUAAAGCGAGUAAAAAAAAUCACUUUGAUCCUAACAUGAAGCCUUCUCUUUGUAACAUGAGGAGCAGCCGUAGCUCAUGUUGUUGCUUUGUCCUAGCUGCCUGCCAAUGUGAUGGUUUGAUACAUACAGUACAUCUGUGCUGUGCAUGAUGCUUAUUAGAUUUGUUUGGUUUAGCAAACAUAAAAUUAAAAAAGAUACAUCCAUAUUACAGUCUAGUUCAUCGGGGGAGUUGAUAGCUUGAUUCCCGUCCUCAACCUAUGACGUCGCCGCAGACACGACCUACAUAGACAAGUCAAUUAAAACAUGUAAAGGAGUAGGGAAAAAAGAAGACAAGUAUUUGGUUUGCUAAUUUUUGUUUUCUGACUUUUGUCAUUUCUCAAUGAGCACAAGCCUGAAUCAGUUUAAAUAUUUUAAACACUAGUUAGAUUGCAGUCAUUUUAGUCUGCUCUAUUCAACACGUCACCCUCCGGACUAUAUUAUUCUGUGAUGGUCAAGUCAAUUUCCCAGAGAGAAUAGCAACAUGUAUCCUCCCAGUUCUCCACUGGUAUUGAAGGAUUCACUUUUCCAUAACGUCAGACAUUUUGUCAUUGCUUGUGCUAUUGUGACGAUUGCUUUUCUUCUGCCUCCUGAUUUUGAAAGUAUAGCUGCAGUUGAAAGAGAUUAUUGUAGGCCUGCAUUUGGUGAUACAUACAUGGGGAAAAAUUUUGUGUUUGUUGCGGGGGACGUUUAUUGAUAAUGUAACUAUAAUUUCUGUAAAAUUUGUAUGUAAAAGGAAAAUUAUGGUUCAUAAUAUUAAUAAACAAUGUAAAACGUG